AUGGCGACCAUCUACGACGAACCAGUUGGCUGCAACUGCGAUAAUGAAUCAACCUAUGAUCAAGCCACCAUAGACGCAGCAUGCAAACAAGCACUAAAACUCGCAUCUGAAAAGAAAACCGUGGGAAGGGAUAAAUAUCCCCAUGUCUACAAUGACUAUGAAAAAUUCACCUUUCUCCCCGCAGCCAAGAAACCCUACCUCGAAUUCCCCAUUCUCGCCGACGGCGAAAUAUACACGGGUUCCGAACCCUCUUCUCCGGGAGCAGACCGUAUCGUUAUUGGGAGUAUUGCGACGGAUUAUCAAUCUGCUAUUUUCUGUGCCGUGAUUACACAUGAUGGGAGUAGGAAGAAUGGGUUUACGGAGUGUGCGAAUACGGGGGAUGAUGGGGAGGGAGCUUAUGGGAGGAGGGAUGGACAAGAUGAGGGGAAGGAUGGGAGGGAUUUGUUGGAGUGGAUUGAUUUGUAG
Molecule: messenger RNA, 465 nt
Organism: Sclerotinia sclerotiorum 1980 UF-70
Lineage: Eukaryota; Fungi; Ascomycota; Leotiomycetes; Helotiales; Sclerotiniaceae
Exons: 3
Coding region: 1-465 (154 amino acids)
Molecular function (GO): RNA binding; RNA nuclease activity
Source: RefSeq, a predicted model, not a curated record